Molecule: messenger RNA, 4927 nt
Organism: Penaeus monodon (black tiger shrimp)
Lineage: Eukaryota; Metazoa; Arthropoda; Malacostraca; Decapoda; Penaeidae
Gene: Axud1
Biological process (GO): regulation of transcription by RNA polymerase II
Cellular component (GO): nucleus
Molecular function (GO): sequence-specific DNA binding; DNA-binding transcription factor activity, RNA polymerase II-specific
Source: RefSeq, a predicted model, not a curated record
AGAUUUCGGGGGCGAGUGGAGGCGAGCGGUGUUGCCUUCCAGUGAGGCGAUCGCGUUUUCAACUUCGGGAGGAAAGAAUUUGCAACAUUGAGCCCUUGCAACAGGAGUGUUUCGAGGUCUGGGGUGCGGUGUGUUGAUGCGCGGUUAUGGGGGACGUAGCCCUGAAGCCGGAGUCUGCAAUUGCAAGCGAGCGAGCAGUGAAGCAGCGGCGAUCAUGCAAGCAGGCAGUGUAUGGAAGCAGUGACAUGAGCCAAGGACGCCUUCAUGCAGAGCAGGAUUUCCUUAUCAAACUUGUUUACUAUGUCGGAGCAAGAGACCAGUAGAAGCCCAGAGAACGGAAGAGCGGACGUGGAUGACCUCUCUGAGGCGAGGGAAGACUCCUCAUGUGAAGUGGAGAAGCCAUGCUGUUCAGACGUAAAUAGUUGCCUUAGCUGUGACAGUGGUAUGGGAAACACCGUCUUCUCCUCUCCAGAGAAAGGUGAAAAGGAGAACAGCGAACACUCAGAUGACAAGGACAGUGACAGUAGCGACCAGAAUGAAACGCUUACUAGAGAGAAUGACCCCAGUAAGACGGCUUUUGUGAAGAGCCAGGCUGGUGCUUCAGACCCAGUGUGCAGCCCUCAAGAUGAGGCAAAGGACAAGAUAGUAGACAAUCAUGUUGACAGUGCAUUUUGCGUGAAUGGUAGUGUAAGUCUGCCAAAAGAAGAUGAACAACUGACUGUACAAGAGAAUCAGGGGAAAGAGGAGGGGAAAAAUAAUCUUUGUGAUUUAGGUACAAACAAAGUAAAUCAUGCUAGUGAGGUACUAUGCAAAGCAGUGAGAGAGGAGAUGCACAUGGCAGUGUUGACUUAAAGGUGAAUGAGGAUGUAGGACCCAGUGAGAAUAGUGUGAAUGUGACCAUUAAUCCUCAGGAUAAGGUUACAGAUAGCAAGAGCGAUGCAAGAGAGAAUGUUGCAAAUGAGAUUGAGGUCAGUGUAAGUGAUAGUGACAAUGUAAAAUUAAAAGAAGUGCCACUCAUUGUGAAAGGUAAUGAAGAAAAUACAGUGCACGUCUGUCAGAGUGAUUUUGAUGGCCCAAAGGAACUAGUCGGUGAAGGCAUGGCUGUGGAUCUGGAUAUCAACAGAGAUACAGACUCGGAGGCGGGAGAGUCCUGUUACAGUGAAGACCAAGAGCAAGUGGAUGGCUGUCAGGGGGGGAACGACUGCCUGCAUCAAGAUGGGGUGUGUCACACUCAGCAAAAUUGGGAUUAUCUCAUGGACGAAGAAUUUAACGUUCCAAGAAAUCCAGUAUUCAAUGGUUCUGCAGAUCAGCUGUGCAGAAGAAGUAAUUUGAAGAGGAAGGCCAGUGAGGAACCUGAAGAUGUGUCUCCUCCAAAGUGCAAGCGUGGCAUACAAUUUGAAGGUGUGACGGUGUUUUAUUUCCCUCGGUCCCAAGGCUUUACCUGUGUCCCAUCACAAGGAGGUUCUACACUCGGGAUGUCGCGUCGACACUCUCACAUAAGGCAGUUUACCCUUGCUGAACAUGCUGUUGAACAGAGGCGGGCGCAUCGAGAAUAUCUUCUGAGGUUACGACAGCAACGCUCAGCAAGGGAGCGUGGAGACAGCAGCAGCCGGGGGAGCAGUUCAGAAGACAGCGAAGAAAAUAGUGAGGAGGCCAGUGAUCUUUCAGACUCAGAACUGGAUGCUGAUUCUUACUAUUUCCUUCAGCCCCUGCCAAUCCGUCAACGCCGAGCACUGCUGCGUCAAGCCGGCAUCCGUCACAUAGAAGGUGUGGAGAAGGAGGAAUGCAAAGACAUCCGGGUGUCAAGGGAAUUGUGUGGUUGCCAGUGCAAGGUCUACUGUGAUCCAGACACCUGUCAGUGUGCACAGGCUGGCAUCAAGUGUCAGGUUGAUCGUCACAACUUCCCUUGUGGAUGUUCCCGUGAGGGUUGUGGCAAUUCAUAUGGGAGGAUAGAGUUCAACCCAAUACGCGUGCGAACGCACUUCAUUCACACGCUCAUGCGUCUAGAAAUAGAAAAACGCGGGCUAAGUGGCUGGCCACCGCAGCAACUCCAAAUGGCUUUAGUAGCGGGAGUGGGCUGCCUAGUGGAAACCUGCCAUUCUUUGAGGGUGCAAGAGAGCCAACUGGAUUGUCUGUCACAGAGCUGCACAAGUUCAACUCUUCUGUUGAGAUGACUCCAUGCGUUGGGUCGAUGAGCACACCCCUUUACCCGCACUUUGAGUCUCGGCAGAUGCUUGGCCCCGGCACCUCACCCUCUGUUUACAUCCAACAUGACAAUGUAGGUGACUACAACUCUGGGACAUGCUCUGUUUUUGGUGGACUGUCUACAACAUUUGACCCAGCAGCUCCAUAUGGGUCCUGUCACAGUUUUCCUCCUUCUGGUGUGGUGGCUCCUCAAGCGGUUGCCCCACAGGUGCCUCCUCAGCCUACCCCUGAUGCAUAUAACUCCCUUUCUAAGUUUGCCAACUCAGCCAACCUGGUGUCUAGUUCUUUUCCGUACUCUGGUGCUGUAGCCCCAGCUCCAGUCAAUUGCUCUUAUUCUCAAAACAACUUCUGUGUGCCUGGGAUGAAUGACAACUCAGCUGCUACAGUAUUUAGUCCAUACCAUGAACACGGAGCAUCAUCUGCACAAAACUUGUUUAAGACUGGUGUGAACGAGUGCAGUGAUUUUCAGCCAAACUUUGAGGCAAUUUCUUCCUCUUCUACAUCUUCAGACAAGAGCAGCAGAUACGUUCCAGCCACAUCUUUAGUUGGACCAACCAAAGAGGUGUGUGCAGAUUAUGCAACAGGAGCGGCCGUGAGUAGUUGCUCUGCUGUUGUGGAAGGAAGCUACAAAGUGGAUAGCUCAGUGUCGGAUGCAUCACAUAGCACAGUUGUUUCAGCUUCCAGGCCAGAGCAGCUCCUACCGACCCACCCAAUGAGCACAGCCUCCUCAGUGCUCAACUUUGACUCCAGUCACCUUGGCAGCACAAGCAAGGACACCGUCAUAAACAGCCAGGCAGAUCCACCCGAAUCUGCUGAGAACUUAGGGGAAAUUGUUAAGAAAUCAAUGGUUGAGACUGUAUCUGCUUAAAGCCUGUGUGGCAAGGGACAUUUUGGUUCACAGCUUUAGUUUCUUCUGAUAGAGGCAUCUAAUGACAGAGAAGUAAAUAAAUAUUAGCUAUAGGAAGUAUUACAGUGAGCUGUCUUAUUGUGUGAUGAAUUUUAGCAGCCUGAUUGUAGUACUUUCUAUUGUCUUUCAUACAUUUCAUCAAUAUUUGAUGGUUAUUUUUACUGCUAAAUAUUAUAAUUUACUGUUUUUAUUUGUCCCAAUGCAAAGAGUCCCAGUUUUUUUAAUGUUGAUAUGCAAAUUUUAUUUUAAAGUUACAGGAGUACACUAUUGCAGAAAUGAAUAGGUAUUUAUGCAGCACCACGUCUUAAAUUUCACACUGUAUAGAAAUGCUCAAUUAUUGGAUCCUGUGACAAAGUGCAAGCAUACGUUUUCACUAUUUCCAGCUCACUUUUAUAGAAAAUGAGAGAAAAAGAAUUUUGUAAUACAUAUAUCAAAGUUGUUUUGUACUUGAAUAACUAUUGGAUACAAAGUGUAUAGCAAGAAUUAUUAUGUAUAAGCCACAGGGGUCAUUUCAUGUAUCUGAUGCAUUUUUCUUUUGAGAUUUAAAUAUGUAGAAAAUAAUAGUUUAAUAGGGUGUUUUGUUGCUGCAUUUAUAAAUCAGUUUUAGUUAAACUUAUUAUUAUUUUUUAAAAAAUGUUUUUUAAGAAAAAAAUUGUUGUUGUUUUAAGUUUAAAAUCACAGUUGGCCCCAAACCAUUCACAAGUGGUGUUCCAAAACCUUGCUAAAACUUUGCAAAUACUUGUGAAUGUUGCUAGUACUGUUAGGCUACCUCACAGCAAUUGUCUCAUUCCAAGACCAUUAUGUGUAGUUAAAUAAAACUAACUUGUAACUGUUGAUAAAAUACUCCAUAACUAUUUUAAAAUGAAUGAAAAUGCAUAUUUUAAAUACAGUACAUAUGUGAAAAGGUAUGUAAUAUAUUGAUGCAUUAAAAGCAAAAAAGGCAAAGAAACAAGUGAUCUUAAGAGUGACAUAGAUGCACUGAUGCCACCACUCGCAUGAAACAGAAGGUUGAAGCAAGAUGCCUAUAUUUGAUGUGGCUUAUUUUUUAUAUAUUUUCAAUAUACCUACUUGUUAAGUAUCAUCCAUGUUUAUUUUAUUUUAUUUUUUAUUUUUAUUUAUUUUUAUUUAUUUUUAUUUUUAUUUAUUUAUUAUUUUUGUUAUUGUUAUUUGUUAUUUAAUAUUUUUAAUGUAUUGUCAGAUUGCAUUUGUACUUUGCAGCAUUUUUGAUAUAUAGUGAUGGGAUCAUUUGAUUUCUUAUUAUUUUUUUGAUAAAUAGGCCAAGCAUGCAGGUAAUCAAGUCUGGUAAUGUCAUGCUUGUGAGGUGAUGGGGCCAACUGCAUUCAGAAAUAGAAAAGGGAAAGUUUUUCUUCACUGCUGCCAAUGUGUCUUAUUUUGGUGAUUCUCAGUGACAUUGAAAGUGGACUUUGCAUGAAGUAUAUGCAUAUAUAUUUUUUCUUACAUCUUCCUGUACAAUUUUUGCUUUGUAACAUCAGAUACACUAUCAUGACUGCCUGUUAAUGGGAAACAGAGUCACAGGUUGUUUCUACUUAAUAUUAUUUAUGGAAACAUGAUAUCUUAGGAUCUAAAUAUUUCCUUGCGGUCAAAAAGAGGUAAAUUAAUUGGUUCAGUAACUUUUGAAUAGCAAAGAUCAGUACAGAUGAAUAUUUGUUUAGUUAUCAGGAGAACUAUAAAAAUGACAUAAGAUGUUUAACUGUUUAUAUUGUACAGACAGUGAAUGUCUUCUGUAUAUUUCAAGCUCUUUUCAGAAAGUGCGAUUUUUUAUGUGAAAUAAUUUUUAAAGGUAUAUCGUUUGAA